Molecule: messenger RNA, 8411 nt
Organism: Lates calcarifer (barramundi perch)
Lineage: Eukaryota; Metazoa; Chordata; Actinopteri; Centropomidae
Gene: znf507
Product: zinc finger protein 507
Exons: 7
Coding region: 147-3527 (1126 amino acids)
Biological process (GO): regulation of gene expression
Cellular component (GO): nucleus
Source: RefSeq, a predicted model, not a curated record
CCCAGACUCCGAGUCACGUGACUGAUAUUCCAUCCUCGCCAUUUUGCAAUGUGGGAGAGAGAGAGGCCACUUUUUAUGGCCAACGAAUAAAACAAAGUAGUUUUAUGUGCUGAGGACAAAGAGCGUCGAGCCUUUCUGUGUCAGUCAUGGAGGAGAUCAGCAAUGUAGCUGUACUCAUCACACACUCCUCCGCUGCCUCCUCUUCCUCUUCUCCUCCGUCAGCACUGGAAUCCCUCUCUCAAAGCCAAACCCAGCAGGCUGCGAAGGACCCCUCCCAGAGUUUCCAGCAGAAACAAGCUCCCGAUUCUCUCAUCCAGGUCAUUGAGAAGCUCAGCAAAAUUGUGGAGAAGCGGCCGCAGCGCCGCUGCACCUUGGCAGGACAGAAAAGAGCAUUCCAACAGGCCUCCUCUGCACAGGGGGGAGGAGGAAGAGGAGGAGGAGGUGAGGAGGGGGUGGGGGGACGCCGAGGUGCCUCUCCCAGUAAGAAGAUCAAAAGGAUCUGUAAGGAGCAGGAGUGCAACGAGGAGGUGAGAUUAGAAGGCAGCACAAUUGAUGGUGCUCUUUCUCCACAUGAGUCAGGUGACAGUAACAACAACAUCAACUCCACGGUAACAGAGGUAGCUGGCAACCCAAACAGCAGCAACCACAAGCGGACAGUAACGUGCUAUCAGUGCAGCCUGUGCCCCUAUCUCUCCCAAACACUGCCCCUGCUGAAAGAGCACCUGAAGCAACACAAUGAGCAGCACAGUGACCUCAUCCUCAUGUGCUCUGAGUGUCGCUUUACCUCCAGAGACCAGGGUCAGCUGGAGGCACAUGUCAGGCUGCACUUUGACAAUGGAGGCAACCUGAAGAAGAAUUCUGCUCAGUUGGAUACCUACAGCGAGGAGAAGGAAGAUGAUUUAAGAAAGCAGGAUGGGGACUGGACUGGGAGCGGUGGCAGCAUAGGAGCCGAGGUCAUCAAAAGCUCAGUGGACAGUUCCAAGGAGCUGUCACAGAAGAAGAAGUGGUAUAGCUAUGAGGAGUAUGGAUUGUACCGAUGCCUGAUCUGCAGUUACGUGUGCAGCCAGCAGCGAAUGCUAAAGACCCAUGCCUGGAAGCACGCCGGCCUGGUCGACUGCUCUUACCCUAUCUUUGAGGACGAAGACGGGGCUCCUGCAGUGAGAGAGCCCCAGACUGCAGCUAACACUGCCGCAACCAGAGAAAAAAUAGUAGUGCUUUCCCCUGUUCUUCAAGAUAAAAGCCUGCAAAAGCUCCCCACUGCCUUCAAGCUCCAGCUCUGUGUGCCAUUGGCUGUUGACAACAAACAGGAUGUGUUGAAUAAUCCAGUUUCUAAUCUCAGCGAUAGUUCAAAAACAGCAGGGCAAGAGGAGGAAAGCGUGUACCCUAUCAAAGACCUGAGCUCAGAGGAGCCCAUGGUGGAGGUGCAGGUAACCACGGAGGCAGAGACUGAAGUCGAGAUAGAUAGUCACCACGACGGUGCCUCUGCCACGGACAGCUUACUGUCAUCAGCCCAGAAGAUUAUCAACAGCAGUCCCAACAGUGCCGGCCAUAUCAACGUGAUUGUAGAACGCCUACCGUCAGCUGAGGAUUCAGUCAUGGCGACUAACCCACUUCUUCUUAGCCCAGACGUGGUCAGGGGAAAGAGCUUACUGGAUGCAGAAGAGGAAGAGCGGGACCAGGUGGGAACUGCGAAGGAUGAGGUGGUCCUAGGCUGCAGUGCAGGUACGACCGACAGCCAGCCAUUAGGAGCUGAUAUUAAAUCCUCUGCCGCUAUAAGUAGCAGCUCUCCAAGGGAUGAAAACAUUCCCCCAGCUGGUCGCAAGAGGACACAUUCUGAGUCUCUCCGCCUGCACUCGCUGGCCGCUGAGGCCCUGGUAGCUAUGCCGAUGAGGACCCCCGAACUCCCCACCUCCAGCACCAAGGUGAGCCUGAAGACCAUAACAGCCCAGGCACAGUGCCCGAACGUGGGCCAGAAACUGGUAGAAGUGACUACAGCUGGACAGAAGGCAUCUGACAUCGGGACGACAGCAGCUCUGUUGGACUUGGAGCUUCAGGGCGAAGGCAGAGAGGAAGAGUUGGGGUCCCUGGGCCUCGGGGAAGGAGACGAGGAGGGCCCUGCUGCUAAAGCUGGCAUUAGCCUGUCACUACUCACCGUCAUUGAGAGACUCCGAGAGCGCUCGGACCAGAACGCCUCUGAUGAGGAUAUCUUAAAAGAGCUUCAAGACAACGCACAGUUCCAAAAUGGCACCGUGGCCAGUGUGGUCACAGGGAACGGAGCUGGCAGCUACAUGUGCACCAUCCCAGGAAUGGAUGGGUUGGUGGCCUCUCCUGAUGGUGGUCUAGUGGACUAUAUCCCCGGCAGUGAAAGGCCGUACAGAUGCCGCCUGUGUCGCUACAGCAGCGGUAACAAGGGCUACAUUAAACAACACCUACGGGUGCACAGGCAAAGGCAGCCGUAUCAGUGUCCCAUCUGUGAGCAUAUCGCCUCAGACAGUAAGGACUUGGAGAGUCAUAUGAUCCACCACUGCAAGACCAGGAUGUACCAGUGUAAGCAGUGCCCAGACGCCUUCCACUAUAAGAGCCAGUUAAGAAAUCAUGAAAGGGAGCACCACAGCCUCAGCAGUGACAUGGCAGGCCUCACUCCUGUCAGUGAAACCGUGGCCACAGUGGAGGAUGCAGAGCGGGUAACAGAUGAAGAAUGUGGUUUGCAGAAGAUGUACAAGUGUGACGUGUGCGACUACACUAGCUCUACAUAUGUUGGGGUGAGGAACCACCGGCGGAUUCAUAACUCCGACAAGCCUUAUCGGUGCUGUAGUUGUGAUUUCGCCACCACCAACAUGAACAGUUUAAAGAGCCACAUGAGGAGGCACCCUCAGGAGCACCAAGCUGUGCAGCUACUGGAGCAGUACAGGUGCUCUCUGUGUGGCUAUGUGUGCAGUCAUCCGCCGUCACUCAAGUCCCACAUGUGGAAGCACGCCGGAGACCAGAACUACAACUACGAGCAAGUUAACAAAGCCAUUAACGAGGCCAUCUCCCAGAGCAGCCGAGCUCCUCAGAAGUUGUCUGCAGUACUAGAGUCAGUGGCAGAGCGUCCUGUGGUGACCCAGUCCUCAAAAGACAAAGUAAAAGGCCCUGCAGAACAAAUACCAGCACCCACAUCGACACCAACAGCAGCUGACCUGGCUGUGGACAACUCUGCAGACCUCCCCACUUCCACCACAGACUCCUCACAGUGGUCCGGUGAAUCCCCAAGCCCCCAGGGGAAGGACCCCGCACCGCUCCAAUCUCAGACCCUAAGCCAGUCACGCACAGGCCAGGCCCCGGUCCCGGGCCCCAGCAUGGAAUACUGUGUGCUCUUGUUCUGUUGCUGUAUCUGUGGCUUUGAGUCCACCAGUAAAGAGCGGCUGAUGGAGCACAUGAAGGAGCACGAGGGAGACAUCAUCAGCAUCAUCCUCAACAAGGAGCAGCAGCAGCAGCAGCAGCAGCAACAACCAGAAGUACAACCAAGUCUCCAAACAGCAGAGUGAGCCCUGCCCUUCCCUCCCUCUCUUUAUAUUAACACUGACCCUGUGCUCUUAUAAUGAUCUGCUGCCCAUAGAAGUAUUUCAUUGUGUUUCUUUACCUCAAGGUGGUCGUGGUGGAUAUCAAGGUGUAACCAUUUCACGUCUACUGUAUCGUAGUAGUCAACUGUCGUGUCUCAGACAUUUCUGUCGUCGGGUCAGUUGUGGUGUCAAAUGGUUACAACUGUGAGGCUGCAAUAACUGCUGUCCAGUGCAGACAUGUUGAACAAGUAUCGAGAAAAAUGAUGAAGUGAAUUUCUGAGUGGCAUAUCCUUUGAAAGGAAUGUUAAAAAAAAAAAAAAACACAGGAACAAUAUUAUAAACCAUUAAUAUUUGUAUCAAAUAAUUUGACAUUAAGAGACACAAACUGUGUCUGUAGAUAAGUGAUUGUGAUUUUUAGGGACAAACCUGAGCUCUAACCCAAGUUAGAUUUUUCACUAUACAGGGAUAAGUUCAUACCUCACAAAACCACACAAUCCCUCACCAGAAAUGGAAAAAAAAAAGGAUCCACAUAUUUUCCAGUCUAAUUCAUUUAGUGACUAUAAGGCAGCUCUUUUAUUGCUACUGUAAUAUUUAAUGUAUUUAAUUCGACACAGUUGAGGCUCUAGCCUUGUUAAGGAGGUACAUGUGCAAACUCACCAAUGCCUAAAGGCAUGCAUCACAGCUUGAAUAUGAGUUAAUAUUUAUCAGGUUUUUAUGCAUGUUAGUUUCCGUUAUGCCAAUUCAAGGAGGCAAAUGUUUAUUGUUUUUUGCAUUUUUUUUUUGUUUGUUUGUAUGAGUGAGUGUAAUUUUAUUCGUUGGACUGCUUUAUAAAGUAGUGUCUUCAGGGGAGAAAGUAAUAGUUCUCAAAGGAGAUGUGGAAGUUGAUCAGGGCGAGGCAGAAAUUGGUCUUUAAUGACUGUGGUCUUCUGGCGACAGAUAUUUGGUUCUGGCUGGCAAAAGGAAUGAUUAAAAGGGAAGUUAGAAUAGGUAGGGCUGUUAUUUUAAUUGUAUGGUGCCUAGGUAUUUGAAAGCAGGAAUAUGUUCAACCAGACACACCUGUUUUCACUUGUGAUUGUGGUGCAAGGCACGCUUUAAUAGUUGUCAUUAAAGAUAUAGUCUGUUUUUUAUAGCCCAUGCAAUUCAUGUUGUGUAUAAUAACCUUUUUAUAAUAAUUAUUACUCUUUUUUUUGUCAGUGUUUUUAAAAUACAAACUUUUUAGUGUCAAACGCAACUUGAAAUGACUGCUGUCCCAGCUAAAAUACAUGCCUGAAAUAAGAAGACAUGGAUGUGAAAAUAAAGUUUGGAAGGCGACAUGUUUUUGAGGUUUCUUGGCAGAGUCCUCCCAUGUCCUCUCAUGUGACUUCACUGGAAACAGGAGUGUAGUAUAGUUACUGCAGCGCUGAUAUAAAAACACUUAAUUUGGCACAGUGUAAUGACGAUAAAACGGAAAUCUCAAUCAACGAAUGCUUCAUGUUUGCUGUCAUUGGUUGUCUCGCUGUGUGCCGGUGAUUUUUCCUACAGAAUGAAUGGCAACAAAGGGCUUUUUUUUUUUUUGAAAGGAGGAAAAUUGAACUAGACACCCAGAAGCAUGUUAGGCUCAACCAAAAUAUGUCUCGCACUUUAACGUUAAUUCAUGUCAAAAUAAAUGUGCCAUUCAUUCAGGACACAAAGUUAAAAAAAUUAAAAAUUGCUAAUGCUUUUGUUUUGAUAACCACAGAGCCUUACAGUAGAACAUUUCUGUUUCUGCGACAGUUUUGCCCCAAAAAAAAAAACAAAAUCAAAAUGACAUAAAAAAAUUUAAUUAACAGAAAAUUAAAUAAGAUUGAAGAUAGGGUUUUUUCAAACCCAAUGCUCAGGUCUCACCUCAUCUAAUGUAUCAUACAGUUCUGUCAUGCAGAACACAUUAUGUCCUGUUAAUUCAUCAGUAUGCCAUCCCUUCCUUACAUCCACACAGACAGAGGCUGAGGAAAUUAAGAUAAAAUGGAAUAUCCAUAAUUCAUGCCCACCCCCCUUGGCCUUACAUAACAACUUGAAAUUGUGUCUGCACGUGUGUGUGUGUGUGUGUGUGUGUGUAGCAUAGUGGAUAAAACAAAAUUAAAUCUCUAUCUCAAAGACCUGUUACCUGGCCUGGAAUUCUCAUUAUCAGAGCAGAUAAUUAUUGUCUGGCUUUUAAUUUACAAUUCUACGUGGUGAAUUAAGGAAGGCGGUGACAUGUCUGAAAUUUUUUUUAAACAAUAAAAUAAAAACAGGCCUUCGGUGUCCCUCCUGUCUGAUUAACUUGGUAUGCAUUUAAAUGAGCAAUGAGAAUUAAAGACUGAACGGACUGCAACCACACAGACAAACCCCACCCCUCUCCUUUCUGUUAUAUGGGAUCUAGUUUCAAAAAUAAGUAAAUGAUCACUGCUUUACAGGAUAAUAAUAAUCCCAGUUAACCUGGAUUUUCUUUUCAUACAUCUGAUAAUGAUUUCUAUGGGUCAAUAACACUGAACUCACCAGGUAAUUUUCUGAGUAAAAUUGGACAAAUUGAACACACAUCGUUCUCUCAAACAAAUUCUAAAAACCACCACAUUCUUAAGUAUGUUAUAGAAUUAAUAUUACAUUCAUUCACUGUGCCUCUGCUGCCUCACCUGUGUGACACACUAGCAUUACUGUUAGCCUUACCCUUAUAUAACCUUUCUCCUCUAUAGUGUCAAAUCUAAAAUGCUGUACUCAAAUAUUUUGGUGUCCAUGAUUUGAUUAUCCAUGCAGCAUUGCUCACUUGUUUUCUCCAUAUCUGUGUUAGCACAGAAAACAGUAAUAGUCGAGCCUACAAGCAGUUAGACAAACUUCUGGAAAACAAAGGUGACCCAGAAGUGUCUGUUGUAAAGCUUCAUUAGAGUUUACAGCCCAACUUACCGUAGUUGUGAGCUGUUUUCCUUUGCAAUGAGAGAUUAUCAACAAUAUUUUGUGUGCACUUUGGAAAUCUCAUACAAAGACCUGUUGUUUUGUUGUUGUUGUUGUUGUUGUAUUUCUUAACAAAGAAAGAUGAGAUCAUUUCUAAAAAGAGCUGGACACUGUAGGUUUAGCUCAUGUUACUCAGACAGGCAGUAAAUAGACUAUUUUCAACUGUGCAUUAAUUCACAUUUGGUGCACUAGUGAGUCGCCUAUUUCAGACAGCAGGAUGGUGUAUGUGGGAUUGACUCAAAGAAAACUAAAGUGCUCAUGGUGAUAUAGAGGCAUGGUAUCCAGUUCUUUUUUUCUUUUCUUUCUUUCUUUUCUUUUUUUUUGCCAGUCAGUAUAUAUAGAGAGAAAACAUGGUGAGAGACAGGGCUAUGCCAUGCAACAAGAGUCCAGAGUUUAAUCUUGGACGUUGUGGUCAUGUUAUAUGCACCAAUAGGCCACUGGAACACCCUCACUGUUUUUAAUGGUUUUUGGGCAGUGAUGGAGCUGUAUGGGAUGUAUCAGGUUUUGUACAGAAAUUGCUUUUUACUAGAAUCAGUUAUUUGUUGCUCUCGAGUUGUGGACUCAAAUGCAUAAUAUCACCUGACUUGUCCUCAAAAUUUGAUGGGUAGAGUUUUAGAAUCAAUAGAAAUGACAAAAAAUAACACCCAAGUUGUGCUAGACUCACAGAAUUUUAUGACUGUAUGGUAUAUGUAUUAAUUGGGAAUAAUAUAACAACUUCACACUGUACAAAUGAUGUGUUUUAGUUAAUGUUUUAGAGCCAGAGCUGGAAAAUGUUAAUGAGUACGUACGUCAUGUAAGUUGUAAUUACAAAAUAGAUCACGACAAUUCAAGUUUUAAAAAAAUAACAACAACUGAGAUGGUUUUUGGAAUAUUAGCUUAACUGCUAACAAGUGGAAAAAAAAAAUCUGAAUCAAAUCAAACAGCUAACAGCUCUUUUCCCUGGUGGUAAAUACAUGUAGGUCAAGUGGGAUUUUGCAGGCAGCGAUGCUGUACGUCUCAUUUGGUGUCACAGAUUUCAAAAGUGUGUCAACACAGCCAGCAGGCACUGCAAGUGUGUGGUACCUCUUUCAGAUUAUCCCUGUUCACUACAGUUACAGUCAGCCAGUUAUUUAUACCACAGCUCCUGAUCCAUAAACCUGUGCCAUAUUAGGUUAUUUGAAAGCAAUAACCUCUGACUGUUAUAGUUAAACUCUUGUUGUCAUUUAUCGUGCCUUUUGGUUCAAGGUACUCUUUGUGUUGUAGUUAGAAUUUUUAUCUCUCGGCCAAAACUCCAGUCAAAUAUCUAAAUGUUCUAGCGAUAGAUUCAUAUUUUAUUUAUUCAUUUAUUAUUUAGUCUUUAGUUGUGUCAGUGAGGUCACCUCAGUAGGUUUUCCAUAGAGGCAAAUCCACGUUUUCUUUUUAUUUAGCAGGACAGAGAAACAGCAGCAAACUAAUUAUGGGAAACUACCCUUUCAUAUAUUACUAUUAUAUUAGUUAUUUUAGCCAGUAAUGAGCUCAAACACUUGAUACUGUAAAUGUACAUAUUGUAGAUGAAUACUACAAAACCUAAAAACUCACAUUUUUUAUAAGAUAAAUUUUAUUUUUUAAUGAUCUUGUAAAAAACAAACAAACAAACAAAAAAAACAUUGAUAUUGAAUUUUGCCUCUGGUCUUAUUUCCCAGUCUGUUUGAUGGAACUGACAGUUUUAAGCUAAAAACAAUGAGUCACAUGCAUUUAAACCAAAGGAGGUGGAAACAUGUAACAUUUCUGUCCUGAUCAGUGUAUUUUUGCUCAUAUUCAGUUUUGUAUUGGAUCUUCAACAUGGACUUGUCUCAGACAGCAGUGUGAGGUUUGCUUUAUGUUUAUUUAUUUUUAGAACAUCAUAGGCAGUAUUAUGUCACUACUUUGCCACUGUAUUUUUGGUAAUAAAGACUGAAUAAUAAAUGA